CGAAGAUUUUAGUCAACAUAAAAAUUUAUGGUCGUUAUCUUGGUUAUUAUGGUCGUUAUCUUGGUUAUCAUCAUCGUGGUUAUGGUUAUGGUAUUGGUCGUACUGGUUUUUUUAUUGGUCGUACUCGUGGUUUUAUUGGUAUUGAUCUUAUUCUUGGUCGUGGUUAUCAUGGUUUUAUUUAUCUUACUCGUGGUUUUAUUGGUAUUGAUCUUAUUCUUGGUCGUGGUUAUCAUGGUUUUAUUUAUCUUAUUUAUCAUAUUUAUCUUGGUCGUGGUUAUUAUCUUAUUGGUAUUGGUUAUCAUAUUUAUCGUGGUUUUAUUUAUAUUUAUCUUAUUGGUUAUAUUUAUCGUGGUUUUAUUUAUCUUAUUUAUCUUGGU
This is a messenger RNA of Rotaria sp. Silwood2, 377 nucleotides long. NCBI's taxonomy places the organism in Eukaryota, Metazoa, Rotifera, Eurotatoria, Philodinida, Philodinidae. The record is from the annotation of a GenBank genome assembly.